Molecule: messenger RNA, 3965 nt
Organism: Toxotes jaculatrix (banded archerfish)
Lineage: Eukaryota; Metazoa; Chordata; Actinopteri; Toxotidae
Gene: znf740b
Product: zinc finger protein 740b
Exons: 6
Coding region: 1955-2767 (270 amino acids)
Biological process (GO): regulation of transcription by RNA polymerase II
Cellular component (GO): nucleus
Molecular function (GO): sequence-specific DNA binding; DNA-binding transcription factor activity, RNA polymerase II-specific
Source: RefSeq, a predicted model, not a curated record
UUUACUCGCGGCUUUUCAGGCGUUUUAUAAUCGGCUAAAUGUCUGUUUCUAAUAUCUGUAGCCGGCGAGGUAGGUGCUGUUUUGUGGUCGGCGCUGAGCCCGCACGCCCUGCCUGGCUGUUGUUGUGUUGUCUGGGGCGGGGGUUGGGGGUCCAGUCAUACAAGAGUUGCCCCAAAACCCAACUACUAGCUGGCUAGCUGGUUAGCUUUCUCUGUUUCGUCCAGCAGAGACUCACCGCCCUGUAUACGUAAAUCUAUUCUCUAUAUAUCUUAAUCACCCACUGUUUUCCAGAUACAGUCCCGCUGGACUAAUGAAACUCACCUGUUCAGGGAUGAUCACUUUAUCAACAAGCUAACAGUCGUUAGUCAGCUCACUAGUGCUGGAUACACCAAUUUACAAACAUGUUUGUUGUUUUGUCAACACGUUUGUUUUGCAGGAGCAUAAAACCACACGCUCUCAAUUGAGAAUCACUCACUACCCACAUUAUUUUCAUCUUUAAGAUACUUGGAUUGAUUGAAAGAAAACGGCUUAUUCUGAAUUGACCGGUCUGCAUACAUUACUGUGCUAAAGCUUUUUGGCACUUAAAGUACUGAAAGCAGAAGAAAAGUAAAUCAAAUCAAUAUUUGGUGUGAUCACCCUUUGACUUUAAAACAGCACUAGUUUUUCUCGGUACACUUGGGUAGAGUUUCUCAAGGUGCUUGACAAGUAGGUUGUUCAAGGCAACUUGCCACAGUUCUUCUGUGGAUUUAGGCUCAGUGUCUAACUGGUCAGAUGCUUCCCUGAUGGUUUUGUGUGAUGAAUAAGAACCUUAACAUCUAAAGUGCCUAAAGCUCUUGCACGGUAUAUCUGCUAUAUUUUUUCCUUUACAGACGUCAUGAUGAUAAAUUUAAUAGUUUACUCAUAACAAUAGUCAUACUGCUUCCUGCGGUGUAACCUGCCUCUUAGAGUCAGUUGGGUGGCAAGAUAUUAAUAUCCCCUACCGCAAGGUAACUUGUGUGUUUAUAACAAGUCAUUUGCUUUAUAGUGCCAAGGAUGCCAUUUACCACUAAGGUUUUGGUAAGUCUCUUAAACUUAAAGGACAAACUGCAAUGUUGUUGUAUCUUGAAUACAAUGAAAAUAAAAGUAAUCUUAUUGUAUCUUAUCUUACUUGCCCUCUUUUAGUCUUGAACAUGUGCUAAAUACCAUAGCAUGACAGGAAGUUGUUUCUCCUGUCAUAGGACUUGUUACUUUGAUAAAAUUCAUUAACAUUCUGGUUUUUGAUCAUAUUUGGAAUAUGAUGUUUACAUGCAACACAGAGAAACCAGGUUAUAACCCUAUCCCUGUUUACAUGAUCAUAACAGUGCCCAGGUUUCUUAUGGUUAGUUUGUGAGCAACUGAACACAGUGUGGUUUCUGGCUGUCUGAACUCUGCUGUGUUUAUUGCUCUUCUGGACUUGGCUUCUGCAUCUGAUCACCAGUGAUCAGAGGAAACAAGAGCAACAACACAUUUCAUGAUCUACAUUGCCAAAUCAGACUUUCCCUUCCAACAAGUGGAUCAGCAUUACAUCAUUUCUAGUUGAGGAUGGACCGGCAAACAUGGCACAGAUGUAUUUUGUUUUUAAGAUUGUCAUAAUUUUUCAGUCUACCUGACUGUUGUGUUUUUUGUCACCCAUGGUGACGUGUGCUGUGCACCAAACCAUUGGGGCGUUAUUGCCUGAUAAACUACAGAUAUUACUGCUGGACCUAAAUUUCUAGACAUACUGUAUAAUUGGUGAUUUGCUAAAUCUAAAUAGAUUGCUCUGGUUUUCCAGCUCCUGAUUCCAGCAUGUAAAAAUAUUAGCCUUAUGUUGUCAUGCCUCUACUUUCAGGCUUUGGCCCCUGAUGAUUUGGGUGGGUGUGGUCUCUUCUGUCACCCCUCAUCCUGAGUGAAGCCCCCCCUCUGUUCCCCCAAACACACACGCAUUCAAACCACGGCGAUGACACACCAUUCCAACAACUCUGUUCGAGACCAUAUGAAAUGGGCUGGGUUGCUGGGCUGCGAGGCAGUGCUGUCCAGCAUGGCCCUGAUGCAAGCCAACAGCAUCCCAGGCCAGAAGAAGAUGAUGUCACCCUUGGGUCAGGGGCACAGGGCCAGUCCGGAGAGCCAGCAAAGCCACUCGCAGCACAGCCACAACCAUCAUGGACACCAGGUUCACCACGGACAACAACAGCACAGCCACAUGGGACACCCUUCAGCCGGGAGCUGUCCACCCCUGCUAAUCCGAAAAGACGGUGACUAUCACUCAUCAAGAAUUAUGGAUGGAAAGGACAUGCAGGCAAACCAGAAUAUGCAACCCAAGAAAAAGCACAAAAAAUCAGGAUCAUCCAACAAAGUUAAAGAGAAAGUGGAGCAUUUGCUUCCACAAGUCAACAUGGAUGACGACAGUUCCUUGAAAGUCCAGAAGAACUUCAUCUGUGACCACUGCUAUGGAGCUUUCCGGAGUAGCUACCACCUCAAGCGACAUAUACUUACACAUACAGGGGAAAAGCCAUUUGCUUGUGAUGCGUGUGAUAUGCGGUUCAUUCAGCGCUACCACCUGGACAGACACAAGAGGGUACACAGCGGAGAGAAGCCAUACCAGUGUGAUCGCUGCCAUCAGAACUUCUCACGGACAGACAGGCUGCUGAGGCACCGAAGGCUGUGUACAGUUGGGAUUAGCAAAGAAGAAAACCAGUACUCACAGGACGCAUCUGCCCAUCCAGCUUCCUGGAGCCCCCUACAGCCUUCCAACAACCGUCUGACUGUCUGACCCCCAGCCCCCAAGACCCCCCACAGAGACCCUAUAGAUGACAGCAGUCUGCAGCUCAGUAAUGUCGAACAUUGGGGCUCAGCAGUACUGUAACCUGAAAACAGCCUAGCUUAAUAACAACCAAGCUUUAGUUUGCUCUCACCAGCUCAUUCAUAGAGCUCGAUAGUGGAUUUUUGUACUUUUUUUAAUCUACUGCUUGAUUCCUGAUACACCCAAAAGAGGGAGUAGGACGACAACUUCACAAUCUUGGACAACAGAUCAUGGUAUUACGGCAAUAACCUAUUAAAAAACGCACACAUUUCCUUUUAUCUGAAAGGUUGCAGGUAUUUUCUUUUUUUUUUUGGUAUUGCUGCCAAGAGAUAUUUUUGACUGCAUGGACUCUCAAUGUCCCACCUCUGCAGCACCUCUUAGGCAUCCCACUGACCUGCAGUCAGCCCCAGAGCAGCCUGUUACUAACAAACACAGAACCAUGUUGCUUUUUAGUGUUCAAGUCCUUCUUUUUUUGUGUUCCUUCGGGUACUAAUCAUGUACCAGCUACUGCUGAUAAGUGAAACAUCACAGCAGACUCGAGGUGCGUGCUGCCUCGAGGAAGUAAUUAGCCACCUACCCAGCGACCGUGUUCUGUGCUGAACACAACACCAACAGUACACAACACUAAAGACAAGUUGAAAAAUGCUAAAGGUUCUCCUGAAAUGUUGAAUUUUCAACUGAUUGUGGUGUUAGUUAAGUUGUGUAGCAACUACUGACACACACAUCCACUGCUGUACCUUGUUUUAAAGGGGUGAUGUUCUGACUCUUAAUAGGAUAUGCUGUUGAAAUAUAGUAGAAGGCUGACGGGUUUUGUAGGAAUAACCCAGAUUUUUUGAUGCUUUUGAACAAAUUUAGUGAGCUUUUUAUUGUUAGCUGGAUGUAGGAGCCACUCGUCAGUUGCAAAAAUGAGGUCUUUCUUAAAGUGCUCUCAAUAUAAAAUUCAAUGCGUUUACUGUCUGUUCGUAGAAACCACUGUCAGUCUUAUUUUUUUCCACUCAGUGAUAGAUCCCUUUGCCUCUGAAAGCCUUCCAUCCUUUCAGAGAAUUUUCAUCGGUGAGGCAGACUCAGCAUAUUAUCUGUAAUCCUGAGAUUUACCUGAAAGUUCCUGGGUGUACAUUAGCCUGUGAAAUCUCAUCAAAACAGAUUUUUGUAAAGCUGUUUGCACACA